AUGGUAUUUAAGCCGUUUAAGUGUAAGUUCUACUCCAAAGGCUACCAUUCUUCGGCGCAGAAGCAAACCACGGCCUUCUUUGAAAGCUCGUACCAGUAUUUGCGCCGUAACCAGGGUCUGGUAAGUCAAGAAAGUUGCAUCCCAUCGUCGCACAAUGUUACCGUUGGUCUGAACCCAGUAGUGGGUGCCAACGUGAACUACAACAAUGUGGAACUCGCGCUGGAGAAAGAAAAAACGGAAGAAAGCCAGACACCAGCUCAUGGGAGGCAUGAUGGAUCCCUGUUGCCGCGUGAGUAUAAGAGGGGUCGCGAAUCUCGCAGAGCAAGUCUCGGAGCGACUCCAAGCUCCUCUACGGCACCAAGGGCCCACUCGCUGAGUCGGUUCCGAUCCCACAAUAGCAAUGACUCGUAUACUCAUUAUCCGCAUAACAGACAAAUGGAAAUCAAUGAAAGGCUGUCUAGGAGCUACUUCUCUAGUAGUGCUAUUGAUAGUACUAGUCAACGCAGUCAGGAUGUUGUUCCAGGUGUUACAAGUGCCGCCACAGACAUUAACGCUGGUCAGAAAAGCAUUGAGACCCUGGAUACUGGGAUCCAAGAUCAACUGACUCAUGAUGCGCCGGGUGUACUUCCAGUCCACGAUGUUGCUUUUGAUUCCCGAACAGACCCGCGUGUUUCUCCAUGGGAACCCGAUACCGAAGAAUCAUUGAACCCUCAAACGUUUCUGGAUACCCAAACUAAGCAGAUCAAAAAAGCUUUUGACUGUGGUGACUAUAACAGUAUCAAUGCGCACUAUCAAGCUUUGCAGAGAAACAGUAUUAUACCAACAGUAGAGAUCUAUGAGAUUGUUAUCGAGUCUGUGAGCAGACGUGACCUAGACAAUGACAACGUGGAUAAUCGUAUGUUCCAGCUGCUGAACUGCUACCAGGAUUUGAUAAACAAUAAGAUGAAGCCCUCGGAACAAAUUUAUAAUGCAGUGAUUGGAACGUUGCUGAAAGGGUCGAUCCUAGCCCAUGAUUUAGGAAAUACCAACGGAGGUGAUUUCUACAAAAUUGCCAUUGACCUUUUGAAGGCUUCUAACACCAACAAGACUAGUGAUUUCUCUAAAGAGGUACUGGAUUGCUCACUAUUGGCUAUGAAUUUAUAUCCUGGUUACGUUACACUUGACUAUAUUCAAAACUUUUUGCACAAGUCUAAGCUCUAUUUCAAGGACUCCUUCUAUUAUGUGGCUUUACUUUCAUAUGCUAAGUUCACAAAUAACAGUGCUGCGGUAAAGAAUUUGUAUGAGGAGUUCAGAAACGCUUGUGUUGCGGAUACUAAUCUACAAAGGCAUCGAUUUGAAGUGUACGCCUCAGUGCUGUCUGCUUUAGUGGAAACCGGAAAUACCGCUCUCGCCAUAAAACUUCUGGGUACGGUAUUGUCGGAGGCCAAAGACAAAGUGGGACUAGCUUCGAAUGUGUCAUUAAUCCUUUCAUGUUUCUUGACGUCUGUCAGUAAGAUGGAUUCUCAGCGUGCUUAUGAUCUUUGGUACGAGUUUAAAUCACUUCCAUGGAUACCAGAAUUUUCCUACGACUUCUAUUUGAGCAUGCUCUCGAACAGUUUGGGAAACUGGCCAUUAGCCAAGAAAAUAUACGCAUACAUGCUCCCAAUGAUGAGGGAGUCGAGAACAGACAAACCUACUUUGAGCGAACAAUUGCUUUUUGCUACCGACACAAAGCUUACUUUGAGUUCUUUUCUUGACUACGCCUUGCAAUUAAAGGACACUGAAGCAAUUAUGAAUUUACUUGAAGAGUCAAUGGUAAAAGAGUUCGUAUUUGAGCCGGGCGUGUACCCGUAUGUGUUCCAAUUUCUGAAGAGUAUUCGGUGUCCAGAUGAUUAUCUCAUACGAUUUAUUGAUUGUCACGGUCGACUGCUUGUUAAAGGGCAAGAUAAAUUCGAGUUUUUAAAUGGCCUCAUCGAUAGUUACCAAUCUCAGGUCAUUUUGAGUAAGGUCGCGGCCACAACUUUUUUCGUGAACUGUUGUAAAGCCUUCGAUAUAUCAGAGAGUCGACUGGUCAAUUACAGCGGUCUCAUCGCAUGUUUUCAAAGUUUGUGGAGCUCUCCACAAACAAUCGAAAAAUACAGCAAAAAUAUAGAGCUUCAUGCCUUGGUAAUUUGCCGCCUCCAUGAUUUAGAAGGCUACUACUCCACCAUGGAGAACGAAUUUUUAGCACAGUUCAGAGACAAUCUUAACACAAGGUUUGAAAAGCUAAUGAUUAACUACAAGAGGUUGAGUUUGGAUCCUAAUAUGAUAAGCGGUACCGCUGUUCAGGCUGCUAAAGUGAUUGGUUUAUCGGAAGAUAUUGUCGACCAUUUUGCUCAUCCCGGCGAUUGGGACAAGUCGUACCCUCUGUGCCUUGGUCCUAUGCUGAGAAAUUCUUUCAGCACCGGUUUUAAGACAUACGAUAGGUUACGAAAGGAAGAUUAUUGUUUCGAUUACGACACGUACAAGCAGCUUGUCACUAUGCGAGUUAAUGAUACCGAAACAGUUACCAAAGGAUUGGAGCUAUGCCCUGAUGACCAAGAAAUCAAAUUUUUUUCCAAUUGUUUGGUGGUCAAAACCUUCGGCAAGGAUUUGAAUGAUAAAGUGCUGAAGCAUCCACUCUUUUCCAAAAUUUUGCCUCAUUUGAAGGAUGCUUCCAUUCUACGCUUGGCCAAAAACACUUCUGAUAUAUGCUUUUUGAUUGAGCGAAUUGAUUUUCCCAAGCGCUUCAAGGGUAUUGCAGAGCAGGCAGAAUUCAAAGCGAGUAUUGCAUACAUAUACCAUGAGCUCUACCGGAAUAAGCUGUAUUCUGAAAUUGUUGCUUUGAACUCCAGCUGCCCCGUGCUGGAUGUUGCGAUCCUGUUGAAGGCUUGUGUUCGAUCAGGAAAUUUCUUGCAGUACAAAACGCUUUUUCAACAAUUCAAGAAGGGUUUGGCAAGUGACGCUACUGCAAUUCAUGCUGAGUACUUAAUCAACAAUUUGAAAGUUGAAGAGGCAAUAAAGCUUUUAAGAACUUCGAGCCGCACGACUGGUCACAAGGAUAACGACUUGCUUUCAUUUGCGGUAUUUCUGCGUAGUUUUGAAAAACGGAUGAUACAGCUGGAUGAAGUUGAAAACACACUGCAGUUGGCCAAUGUACUUUCGACGCAAGAGACCUUUAGCUCUAUGGUGGCCUUGUAUCAAACGCUUACUGAAGAGAUGACUCAAAAGCUGGAACCCGACGUCAAGAGAGCAGUUAACAUCGAGAUCGCUGAUCAGCUGUUGAAUAAUCUGCAUGCAUCUUUACAAUUUGUUGAUUUCGCCGGACUGCAGGCUAGUAGCUCCAUGCUACAAAAACUAACCAAUUAUUUCAGGUUCAAGUCUUUUCUAAAGCUCCCAGAAAUGAAUGAGGAAGAUGUGCACAAGCUGUUGGAUAUUUAUGAGAAGGUCAAACCAUCUGCCAUAGAUACGCUUUUCAACAACGUGGUUGAAACUAUUUACCUCAAUUCAAACACUAGAGUGAUUUACCUCCAGAACGACCUUAAGUUUUCUUUCCAACCUAAGCAGCUUUUGAGGCUUAUAGAAUCAAUAGGGAAGUUUUAUCACCACGAAAUCAAUGAGGAAAGCGCGGCGAAGGCUCAGAAGUUCGAGGCUACCCUCAAAAAGCUUUACAAACUUGAAGGGGCAACUAUGUAA
This is a messenger RNA of Lachancea dasiensis, 3693 nucleotides long. NCBI's taxonomy places the organism in Eukaryota, Fungi, Ascomycota, Saccharomycetes, Saccharomycetales, Saccharomycetaceae. The record is from the annotation of a GenBank genome assembly.